AUGGCGGGUGUUCUGAUGCGUGUUCGUAAUUUUUUGCUUGCGAAAUACAUGAAGAGUCAAACUGACGUAAGCAAAGUUUUUAAAAGGACCUUCACACGUUUUGUGGAGACUGGCCGUGUGGCCAAAUGCGCCGUUGGAAAAUACAAGGGACGUCUUGUAGCUAUCGUCAAUGUGAUCGAUCAAAAUCGGGUACUUAUCGAUGGCCCGAUCACUGGAGUGCCCCGGCAGCAAUACCCGGUUAACCAUCUGCAUCUCACCAAGUUCCGUGUCAAGUUCCCUUUCACAGCUUCGACCAAGGUAGUGCGUAAAGCUUUAACAGCCUUCAACCUUAAGGAGAAGUUUGCCAGCACCAGAUGGCAAGAGCGCGCACGUGCUAAGACCAAGCGUUGCAACAUGACGGACUUCGAUCGGUUCAAGCUGCGAUUGGCCCGUGCCGAGCGUAACCGUUUGGUCAACACUCAGUACAAGAAGAUGAAGAAGGAAGUCGUGAACAACGGUAUGCUGUUCGGUAAGCCGGUCAAGGGAACGAAAUCGUUGCCCAAGCGACGCAAUCCGAUUCCGAAGAAGGAAGGCAAAAAGAAGCGCGUAAGGAAAAACAAGAGGACCCCCGCUGCCAAGAAGUAAAACCAGGAGCGACGGUUUUGUUUGAAAUUUUGUGCGAGUGUGUGUACACAACAGUGAGAAGGAAGGAGAAUAUAAUUAAAUUUAAAACCUGACAAA
Molecule: messenger RNA, 720 nt
Organism: Wyeomyia smithii (pitcher-plant mosquito)
Lineage: Eukaryota; Metazoa; Arthropoda; Insecta; Diptera; Culicidae
Gene: RpL14
Product: 60S ribosomal protein L14
Exons: 4
Coding region: 1-624 (207 amino acids)
Biological process (GO): ribosomal large subunit biogenesis; translation
Cellular component (GO): cytosolic large ribosomal subunit; ribosome
Molecular function (GO): RNA binding; structural constituent of ribosome
Source: RefSeq, a predicted model, not a curated record